Molecule: messenger RNA, 1560 nt
Organism: Anopheles marshallii
Lineage: Eukaryota; Metazoa; Arthropoda; Insecta; Diptera; Culicidae
Product: mucin-2-like
Exons: 2
Coding region: 1-1560 (519 amino acids)
Cellular component (GO): extracellular region
Molecular function (GO): chitin binding
Source: RefSeq, a predicted model, not a curated record
AUGAGGUUAAAUCACGUAUUAAUGGUGCUCACUUCGGUGGCGUUCGCUUGUGCCACGGGAAACUUACGUUGUUCUGAAGAACAGUUUAAUGGUUUGGGAGGGUCGUUGCCUAGUCCAAGGUCUCCCUCAGAGUAUUCGAGAUGUGUUCAAGGUGCAGUGCAUACAGUUCCCUGCCCGAACGGCCAGUACUUCGAUGCGCACAUGAAAAAGUGUUUGUUUGAACCAGCUGCGCGAGAAGUCCGCUCGGAAACAACCUUCCAGUUUGAGGAGCUGUGCAAUAACCCGAAUGCUGUGGAAAUUUUCCCCAAUCCAACAAACUGUUCCCAAUACAUCAUCUGCUACGGGUUGGUACCGAUCGAACAAAGCUGUGCCAAUGGGUUGCUUUUCAAUCCGCAGCUCAACACAUGUGAUAUUCCGACCAAUGUGGUUUGUGGAUACAACUGUCCGGCGAUAGAUGAUCCCUCUAACCCCGUAUGGCUACCGGAUUCCAGAUUGGAGGACUGUUCGAGGCACUAUCUUUGUUUUCAGGGAAAUCCACUCCAGUUCUACUGCUACAACAAUCUCUACUUCGAUAUUGUAUCACGAACCUGCACAUAUCCACAGUAUUCGGCAUGUAGCGUACCCGGUGUGUACUGCAACGCAAAUAUGACUAUGAACGUGGCAAAUCCCAGAAGCUGCACAUCGUACUACGUGUGUGAGGAUGGAUUUCCUCAUUUUAGGAACUGUGACUUCGAAGAGUACUUCUCUGAGGCGCUAGGUAUGUGCAUUCCUGGUACAUGUGAACCGGGUACCACCACAACUUCUGGAACUACAACCUUCGAGCCUAGUUCAACAACCGCUUCGUCCGAGACAACUACACCACUCACAUCUACUACGGAUUUAAAUACACCAACCGGUGAAUUAACAUCUACUACUCCUUCACUCACAACAACGGAACUAACGCCAACGACCGAUAGUACGACUGUUGAUUUAACAACCACUAGCACACCGCUUUCUACCCAAGAUCUUUCAACGACAACAACCUCAUUUGAAACCACAACUACUAUCGAAUCUACGACCUUAACAUCGGAACCAGAAUCAACCACCUUGGAUUCUAGUACACCUGAGCCUACAACGAGUGGAGAGCUAUCAACGACUGAAGUUCUGAGUACUACUACAGCAUCUCCAUCCACACCGGAAACAACGUCCGAAUUUAUUACGGACUCCACUAGCAGCGAGCCGAGUACCGCGUCUUCUACUCAGGAAAUUUCAACGACUACAACGGAGGCAUCUACUUCUGAGUUGACUGAGACAACCACUGUCGAGUUGACAACAACGUCCACCGAUUCCACAACCACAAUGCCGGAAACGACAACCACGACUGAGAUGGUUACCAUCGAUCCGAACGAAGUUUGUGCAGGUCUUGGUAUUGUUAUUCUACCCUACCCGGGCAGCUGCAUCCUGUACAUCCUCUGCCUCAACGGAAUCGGCGGUGUGUCAACGUGCGCAGCAGGGCAAAUAUUCAACCCCGACACAACCACCUGUGUGCCUGGCAAUCAAGAAACUUGCACUUUCACCUAA